Coregonus sp. 'balchen' is the source of this 2936-nucleotide messenger RNA. The record is from the annotation of a GenBank genome assembly. Lineage: Eukaryota; Metazoa; Chordata; Actinopteri; Salmoniformes; Salmonidae.
GAGGAGUUGAGGAGGUUCCGGGGCCGUGUGGAGGAGGUGGUGCAGGAGAACCAGAAGUUACACCAGGACCUGAAACAGACAGGAGGAGUCAGCCACAAGGAGUGGUGAGUACUUUGGCUGUCUCUCUCUGUCUCUGUCUCUGUCUCUGUUUCUGUCUCUGUCUCUGUCUCUGUCUCUGUCUCUCUCUGUCUCUCUCUCUCUCUGUCUCUGUCUCUGUCUCUCUGUCUAUGUCUCUCUCAGUCUCUCUGUCUCUAUGUCUGUCUGUCUGUUUGUCUCUGUGUGUGUGAGAGAGAAGAGAGAGAGAGAGAGAGAGGAGGAGAGAGAGAGAGAGAGAGAGAGAGAGAGAAUAAAGAUAUAGAGAGAGAGAGAUAGAGAGAGCUAGAUGAUAUAUAUGUAGAUAAUCUUCUAUAUCUAUCUCUCUCUCUACUUCGUCAUCUCCUAUAUCUAUCUCUCUCUCUCUCUCUCUCUAUCUCUCUAUCUCUCUCUACUCUUCUCUCUCUCUCUCUCCAUCGCUGAGAUUAGUGAUACCCUGUUCUUGCUUUUUUUUCUCUCCCCCCCCCCUAUUCGUCUGUCUACAAACAGGCUCUCAAAGUGCUUGAUAGAAGCCCAAUACCAUCAUCACUGGUCACUCCUGAGAAAGCAUUAGCUCCCUGAGCUGGGAAAUCUUGUGCAAACAACCAACCGAUUCAUGUCUUGUAUUCAAGAUCCCUAAAUGGCUUGGCUCCCCCUCCACUCAGUAUUUUUGUUAAACAGAAAACCCAAACAUAUGGCAGCAGAUCCACAAGGUCUGCCAUGAGAGGUGACUGUGUAGUUUCCCCUAAGGAAAAGCACCUUUAGUAAAUCCGCUUUUUUCUGUGAGAGCUUCCCAUGUCUGGAAUACACUGCCAUCAGACACACACAACUGCACCACAUAUCACACUUUCACAAAAUGCUUGAAGACAUGGCUAAAGGUCAAUCAGAUUUGUGAACAUGGUCCCUAGCUGUGUGUUGCCGCUUUCCAUGUCUGUUGUCUGUAACUUGUGAGGUGUGGAAACACUUUGUUGCUUUUAUGAAUUUUGUCUUGCUGCUUUUUGUUCUAUGUUGCUCUGUCUGUAUGCUACGUCUUGCUUGUCCUAUGUUGCUAUGUCUGUAUGCUAUGUCUUGUUCUAUGUUGUUAUUGUCUAAAUUGUUUUUAAUAACCUGCCCAGGGACUGCGGUUGAAAAUUAGCCGGCUGGCUAAAACCGGCACUUUUACUGAAACGUUGAUUAAUGUGCACUGUCCCUGUAAAAAUAAACUCAAACUCAACUCAACUCAACUCUCCUCCCCCUUUCCCUCCCACUCCCCCUCCUCUCCUCCCACUCCCCCCUCCUCUCCUCCCACCUCCUCCCUCCCACUCCCCCUCCUCUCCUCCCACCUCCCCCCUCCUCUCCUCCCCCUUUCCCUCCCACUCCCCCUCCUCUCCUCCCACUCCCCCCCUUUCCUUCUCCUCAUCCUCCCCCUCCUCUCCUCCCUCCUCCUCCCCCCCUCUCCCUCCCCUUUCCCUCACACUUCCCCCUCCUCUUCUCCUCCUCCCCCUUCCUCUCCUCCCUCCCCUCCCCCCCCCCCUCCCCCCAUUCCUCUCCUCCCCUCCCACUCCCCCUCCCUCUCCGUCCCACCUCCUCCGUCCCCUCCCCCUCUCAUCCUCCACCUCUCCCCCCCUCCUCUCCUCCCUCCCCCUCCCCCCUCCUCUCACUCCCCCUCCCCCUCCCUCUCCCUCUCCUCCCCCCCUCCUCGUCCUCCCUCCCUCCCCCCCUCAUCCUCCCCCUUUCUCAUCCCCACCCUCAGGCGCCCCCCCCCACCUCUUCACUACCUCCCCCCCUCCUCGUCCCUCCCUCCCCUGCACACCUCCCCUCCCGCCUCCCCCCUGCUCCAUCUCCCCCGGGUCAAAGUCCCCCCUCCCCCCCUCCGUCGCCCAUCCCCGCCCUCCUCCCUCCCCGUACCCCCCCCCGUCCUCUCCUCCCACCUCUCCUCCCCCCUCCUCUCCUCCCUCCCCUCCCCCCUCUCCUCCCCAGGAGGCAGCUCCAGGAGCAGGCCCGUCUGGUACUUCAGGAGAACCAGGUCCUGAUAGACCAGCUGGAGGUGCAGCAUGCUAAGGCUAAGGACAGUCACGGGAGACAUUUGACUGAGGGUAGGGAGGGACAGACACCAGUAAUCCCCACUUUCAGAUUCUACUAUAUAAACUAGCUAUAUUCUGUUUGUACAUUCUAUACAGUAUCAAAUUGUCGUUCUCAAACCCUGCUGUAGGUGUAUUAUAGAAUUCUUCACAGAUUUGAAAGUUAUCAAGGAUCUCCAUUAACUGUUCCCCCCCUCCCUCCACCUCCCUCCCUCCGUCCUCCUCUCUCCUCUCCUCCCCUCCUCUCUCCUCUCCUCCCCUCCCUCCUCCCUCCUCUCCUCUCCUCUCCUCUCCUCUCCUCUCCUCUCCUCUCCUCUCCUCUCCUCUCCUCUCCUCUCCUCUCCUCUCCUCUCCUCUCCUCUCCUCUCCUCUCCUCUCCUCUCCUCUCCUCUCCUCUCCUCUCCUCUCCUCUCUCCCUCCUUCGCCCGCUCCUCCCUCCUCCCCCUCUCCGUCCCCCCCUCCCUCCUCCUCUCCCUCUCACUUCCUCUCCUCUCCUCUCCUCUCCUCUCCUCUCCUCUCCUCUCCUCUCCUCUCCUCUCCUCUCCUCUCCUCUCCUCUCCUCUCUCCUUCUCUCCUCCUCCUCCCUCCUCCUCCCCCCUCCUCCCCCCUCUCCAGUCUCUAAGGUGUGUAAGCAGCUGAUGUUGCUGGAGGCAGAGAAGCAGAGGCUGGAGGGGGAGCUGGAGGAGACGAGGCGAGAGCUCCACACUCUGCAGGCAGAACACCUCCAGACACGGUGCAGUCUGGAGAACGCUGUCAGCUGGGACGAACACCACGCUAUCGCAACCAAACUCAAACGGUAGAUGG